AACGCUGUCUACGCAAACGACAGCAAUAACGUGUUUGCAAAAGUCAUUGUCGUUCCAGGAACGCGAAGGCGCGAGAACCGCUUGUACAGAAACGCCCCAGUAUUUUCCAAUCAAAUGAUAAGAAUCGCGAAAUCGCUCGUGGGAAACCUUUUGGACUUGCGGGAGAGAGGAAGUUCAUUGAGCUCUCGCGAAAAUGACGCUAAAUUAAAUAAAACGCUGAAUCAAACGUAACUUGAUUUUCACGUAUCUCUAUGAGAAAGUUGUCCCUUUAAAAGUUGGUUCUCAUUUUCUCCGGUGAGGCUCCAAUCAAUUUUAUUCUCGGCCUACUAAAGAUUAUUCUCGGUUCUUCUUCAUAAAUUUCAAUCUCUAUUCUUCAAAAUCUUCUUUCUUUUAACUCGUUUCUCUUCCUAAAUUAUCUAUUUAAUAUCUCCGACUUAUCAUUACUCAUCUUGCUAGUAUUUUUCGUUGAUCGUUCUUUAUCCCGUUCAUUGCUUCUUGCUUCUUAAUUACACCCUCAUCAUCAGAGGGCUUCCUAAUCAUGAAACCCUCCGGAAUUUUCCCUCGUCUCGCUCAAGUAUCUCCACGCGUGGCCGUAAUCAUUCCUCUCCCUAGUAUUUGAAAUCGAUUCUAGCAACUAAUGAGCACACAUCUGAAAUCGGCAGCCGCAGGUUGCCACGAUUCGCGACGGAAGCCACCCUCGUCUAUCUCCUGGCGUUCGUUCACACCGGCUAGAGUCCGUUGAAUAUCCCUCGUACGUGUCCCGAUGACACCGAGGGGGUGGAAGUCCUGUCGAUGAUGGAAGAUACCGAGGGGCCAGUGUGGUCGUGGGCGAGGGCGUUCUCGCGCGGAUGGGAAAAUUGACGUCCGGCCUGUUUGACGCACGAGAACCACUGGGCAGGAAAAUGUGAACGUAUGGGCACCCGGUUGUCCGGCGACGACGGUGUGUUCAGUGUCGUCAGUUCGAUCCGGUCAGUGGGCCAUUCAGCAUGAACAACGAGCGCAAAGAUGAUGGUUCCGUUUAUUCGGUUGGAAGCCAGAAUAACCUGGUACCGAUAAGGUCCCGGCAAACCUUCUUCAAGAAGCAGACUCAGAUAUCUAAUUUGCUGAUAGUAAUUCUACUCUUCCUGCUGUUCGCCUUGCUGGUUACGGUCGUGGUGCUCGCGAUACUCUAUGCGCUCAUGACGCACAGCACGAUGAAGAUAUGCGACAACGAGGAGUGCGUGCGAAUAGCGGCUAGUCUGAAGGAAUCUAUGGACACUUCUGUAGAUCCCUGCGACGAUUUUUAUCAUUAUACGUGCGGCAGGUGGCCAAUGGAGCAUCCUAUCCCGGAUUCUAGUCUGACAAACACGUGGUUCCACGAGCGCACCGAUCGCGUGUCCAGGAAGAUCAGGGAGCUGCUGCAGGAGAAUGUAACCAGCGAGUCGUCGCCCUGGGCGGUGACGCAGGCCAAGACGCUGUUCACCAGCUGCAUGGACAUGAAGGCGAUAAACGAACUGGACCUGUCGCCAUUGUUUAACGUGCUGACGUUGCUGGAUAUACCCCUGAUACCGGCGAUGCUCAGCAACAAGACAGGCGAUUUCAUUCAGCAAUUAGCCAACGUGAAGAGAGUUAUGGGCGCCGACAUUUUCAUCGGCCUCGAGGUCAUGCCUGAUCCGAGGAACAGAAGCAAGAACGUAAUCUUCCUUGAUACUUCGUUGAUGGCCUGUCACUUUCCCACCAAUAAAGAUCUCGAGAAACGACUGAAGCUCGUUAGAUCACGACUGCGAAAACUAGAUACCGACGACGAGAUGACGUUCACCGAGGACGAAGAAGCCGAAAUGGAUUACAUGAGGGAAGUUAUCAAGCUAGUCAUCAGCAACGGAACUAUAGACUCUUGCGUCGCUGAGGAUAAUUCUACAGUGACCAACGAGGAACUCGAUAAGUUGGUCAAGACUACGUACGAGUUCACUACCGUUUUAUAUAGCUUUAUUAGCCUAAAUUGGAAUCAUAGCGUUUCCGAAGACAGCCUGACUGACGAUAAUUACAUGCUAGUGGACGAUUUGCAACGAUUGACCGACGAGACGCUGCUGGACGCCAACGCGAGCCUAAUACCCAAACGAUUCUGGCGGCCCUACAUCGAGGCUGUUUUUGAAGGAAUAACCUCGCUAGAUCUCGACACGAAAGACAAAGUUUUUGUCGGCAAUUUGGAAUACUUAAAGGACUCCAUGUUGUUACUUGCUGUUGCCGACGAGACAGAGCUGGAAACUUUCAUCUGGUGGAUCGUCGUGGACAUGGUAGCACCUCAUUGUUCUGAGAAGAUUAGGGACGCCUGGAAGACAUAUGCUAAUAGAGUGUCGGAUAUAGAAAUGGAAGAAUCCAGAUCUCUGUGCUGCGCAACGUAUACCAAUCAACUCAUGGGAAUGGCGGUGUCAUGGAUGUUCAUUGAUCAGUCACUCCAGAAUAACAAGGCUAGCAAAGUGCUCGAAAUGCUGAAGGAUAUACAAGAGGCGUUCGUCUCGCUGGUCGGCGAAAUGGAUUGGAUGGACCAGAAGACGAUAGCCGCCACUCUCGAGAAGAACAGGAAGAUGACGUCCGAGAUCGGAUAUCCCGAGUGGAUCUUCGACGAGGAAAAGCUCAACUACUAUUACAGGGGGGUGGAUCUGUCGAAGACGAGAUUCUUAGAGAAUAUAGUGCAGAUGGUGCACUCAAUAAUGAACAAAACGUUGUCGUCGCUGCAUCACGUUAACUUGGACAACGAGACGUACUGGGAAACCAAUCCCACCAGCGUGAACGCCUACCACGCUUUUCAAGAUAACCAAAUAACCAUACCUGACGGAAUUCUCCAAUUCCCGUUCUAUGAAUUGGGCCUCGAGUCAUUGAAUUACGGCGCCAUCGGCGCGGUCCUCGGCCACGAGCUGACCCAUGGAUUCGACAACAGCGGCCGGCACUAUGACAGCAACGGGAACAUAAGGCAAUGGUGGAGCAACGAGACCAUCGCGGAAUACACCGAGAGAACGCAGUGUUUCAUAGAUCAUUACAACACAUAUUACGAGGAUGAGAUUGACGAUUACAUCGACGGCGAGCUGACCUUGGGCGAGAACAUCGCCGAUAAUGGGGGCCUCCACGAGGCCGUCAUCGCUUACGAGAGGUGGAAGGCCAGGCAUGGCGAGGAGCCCCUUCUUCCGGGAUUCACGCAAUUCACGCACGAGCAGCUGUUCUUUCUCAGCUAUGCGCACUUGUGGUGCGAGUCUUAUACGGCCACUUCGCUCAAAUGGAUGCUGGAGGAUUCACACUGUCCCGGCCACGUGAGACUUCAGGCAGUACUGAGGAACUCCGAGGAGUUCAGCGCCGCGUGGAAAUGCCCGCCGGGGUCGAACAUGAACCCGUUGCAGAAGUGUCGCGUGUGGUAAACGGCUGAUGCGAGGAGAGACAGCUCGACAUUUCGCUAUGGCGAGGCUAUUGCUCUUGGCAGAGAGAAAUUAUGUCGAUAUGUUGUUCGCUCGUCAAUGAGCUCGCAAGAUUUACGAUACGAAACGCUGACGAUGAUCCAUUUGUUUCAGCGUAAAGUUCGAAUAUUAUAUGAAAAAUACGAGUAUUUCAGCGUGAAAUUGAAUUUAGAAACCAGAGAGUGUGGCCAAGUAGCUCAUAGACGUCUCAUGAUUUUAAGGUCCUCGACAAUGUCAAUUCCUUUUGCAUACGAUUAAAGCUUGCGUCGAGUCGAUUCCGAAUAUGUAACUCUUUAAAUUGAGCCUCUUACCGUUUUCGAGAAAAAUGAUUCCAAAGAAUUCCAAUUUCAACAGAUGGCGCUAUAUAAACAGAAAGACAAGUAUGAAUUGGCAUUACCUGUCUUUUGUGAACGGCAAAAAUCUGCUCUUAAAAGACAUCCCUCACUUUAAACGUGAAAGUGAAAUCGAGUCGAAAUCACGUUAAGUUUAAACUAAUCUCUUUGGAUGUCAUCUGUUAAAACUGGGACACUUUCGAGUCACUUGGCUUGGGAACAAAGAGAGGCUCAAAUUAGAGAAUUACAUAUUUGAAAUAAACUCGUCGUGAGCUUUAAUCGAAUGAAAGAGAAUUGGCCGCUCUCUUUCUAAUUACAUUUGUAUGUCUGUGAUUAGCUCCAAUUGACAAUGGUAAGUCGAUCGAUUCGACUUAUCCUAAGAUUCGGUGAAGCACGCGAAAACCUCAAAGAGAUAUUUCAGUCGAAAAGUUGUUCAAAUUUCUCGAUGUGAAGUUUCAUUGAAAAACGCGUGGAAAUUCACGCAAAACGACGACUUGGAAUAGCAAGAGUGAAGUAAAUUGAACUCAAAUUCGAAAUGGAUUCUCUAUUCACACGAAUGAAUGUUUCAAUCCGAUUAGAGUGGAUUUGUUUCGGUAACGUCAAAGCCAGAUUCACUCUUCGAUCUGGAUAAAUAUUUCGAAAUAAAUAGCAAGGUUUCGAAUGAAGACGAUUUUGAUCUGGGAAUUCACAACAUGAAGUGUCACUCAAAAAAAUCCGAGUCCCGCUCGGUCGUCAAUUGGCUUUCCGAGUGGAAUUCCACUCGGAGAAAUUUGGAGAGAACGUUCUCGGUGACGAACCGAGAAAAAAAUAUUUAAAAGACCUCGCUGAGAGAGAAAUACCUGGGAAUUUAUUUGUUACAUUGGUUCGGAUAUAAAGUUUACUCGCAGAAAUAAAGUUUAUUUUACUGAAAUAGACUCUAUAUCCCACAAAUAAUAUUCUCAA
Molecule: messenger RNA, 4699 nt
Organism: Odontomachus brunneus
Lineage: Eukaryota; Metazoa; Arthropoda; Insecta; Hymenoptera; Formicidae
Gene: Nep5
Product: neprilysin-11
Exons: 17
Coding region: 987-3389 (800 amino acids)
Biological process (GO): protein processing
Cellular component (GO): plasma membrane
Molecular function (GO): metalloendopeptidase activity
Source: RefSeq, a predicted model, not a curated record